Messenger RNA from Dendrobium catenatum, 2434 nucleotides. RefSeq names its product phenylalanine ammonia-lyase-like. Gene Ontology annotation, cellular component: cytoplasm. Bases 107 to 2236 code for a protein of 709 amino acids. Gene Ontology annotation, molecular function: ammonia-lyase activity. The transcript has 2 exons. NCBI's taxonomy places the organism in Eukaryota, Viridiplantae, Streptophyta, Magnoliopsida, Asparagales, Orchidaceae. The record is from RefSeq and is a predicted model, not a curated record. Gene Ontology annotation, biological process: L-phenylalanine catabolic process.
UUCGCUCCUUGCAAGCAAGAGUCGAUAUUUCCAAUAAGCCAAUUUUCCUCUGCUCUUGACCUGCUUGGUUCUUCCACUUCCUCUUAAGUUCUUCUUCUCUUUGGGAAUGGAGAACGGGCACGCAAACGGGAUCGCGGUGAUGGAGGACCUUUGCCUCAAAGGGUCGGACCCACUGGGAUGGGUUGCGGCGGCGAAGGCGGCGGAGGGGAGCCACCUCGACGAGGUGAAGAGAAUGGUUGAGGACUUCCGGCGGCCGGUGGUGAUGCUCGAAGGAGCGGAGCUUAAGAUAUCCCAGGUCGCCGCCGUGGCCUCCGGUGCCGCUACCUCCGUUGAGCUGGCGGAGUCGGCGCGCGCCGGCGUGAAGGCCAGCAGCGACUGGGUUUUGGAGAGCAUGAAUCUUGGCGGCGAUCACUACGGCGUCACUACUGGUUUCGGCGCCACCUCUCACCGCCGCACAAAGCAAGGCGGCGCUCUUCAGAAAGAGCUCAUCAGAUUCCUUAAUGCAGGAAUCUUUGGAUCCAAUCCUGAUAACACGCUGUCGCCUUCCGCCACUAGAGCGGCGAUGCUAGUGAGGAUCAAUACCCUCCUCCAAGGCUACUCGGGCAUCCGUUUCGAGAUCCUGGAAGCCAUUGCCAGCCUUCUCAACAAAAAUAUCACACCUUGCCUCCCUCUGAGAGGCACCAUCACCGCCUCCGGCGACCUCGUCCCUCUCUCCUACAUUGCGGGAGUCUUAACGGGCCGUCCUAACGCCAAGGCUAUAACCUCCGACGGCGCAGCCAUUGAUGCUUCCGAAGCCUUCCGCCUCGCCGGAAUCUCCGGAGGAUUCUUCGAACUGCAACCAAAGGAAGGGCUUGCCCUUGUCAACGGCACAGCCGUCGGCUCUGGCCUUGCCUCCAUUGUCCUGUUCGAGGCAAACAUACUAGCUGUCAUGGCAGAGGUUUUGUCCGCUCUGUUCUGCGAAGUGAUGCAGGGGAAGCCGGAAUACACAGACCAUCUCACCCACAAGCUUAAACACCAUCCCGGCCAAAUCGAAGCCGCCGCCAUCAUGGAACACGUUCUCGAAGGCAGCUCUUAUAUGAAGAUGGCGAAGAAGCUCCAUGAAAUGGAUCCAUUACAGAAGCCGAAACAGGACCGCUACGCUCUCCGCACCUCGCCUCAAUGGCUCGGCCCUCAGAUUGAAGUAAUUCGCGCCGCGACGAAGUCUAUCGAAAGGGAGAUCAAUUCAGUGAACGAUAAUCCUUUGAUCGAUGUCUCGAGAAACAAAGCUCUCCAUGGUGGCAACUUCCAGGGGACUCCCAUCGGCGUCUCCAUGGACAACACUAGGCUUGCCAUUGCUGCUAUCGGUAAGCUCAUGUUUGCUCAAAUCUCAGAACUAGUUAAUGAUUUCUACAACAACGGUUUGCCUUCGAAUCUCUCCGGCGGGCGAAACCCAAGCUUGGAUUAUGGUUUCAAGGGAGCAGAGAUAGCCAUGGCUGCUUACUGUUCUGAGCUUCAAUACCUCGCGAAUCCGGUCACUAACCAUGUGCAGAGCGCGGAGCAGCAUAACCAGGAUGUGAACUCUUUGGGAUUGAUAUCAUCGAGGAAGACUGCUGAAGCGGUGGAGAUACUAAAGCUAAUGACUAGCACUUUCCUGGUUGCAAUCUGCCAAGCCAUUGAUUUGAGGCAUUUGGAGGAGAACUUGAAGAGCGCUGUGAAGAAUGCGGUGAGCCUAGCAGCGAAGAAAACUCUUACAAUGGGGAUUAAUGGAGAGCUCCACCCCUCGAGGUUCUGUGAAAAAGACUUGAUCACAGUGAUUGAAAGGGAGUAUGUGUUCGCCUAUGCGGAUGACCCCUGCUGCCCGACCUAUCCUCUAAUGAAGAAUCUGAGGCAAGUGCUGGUUGAGCAUGCCCUCAACAAUGGUGAGAAAGAGAAGGAUGCCAACUCUUCGAUCUUCCAAAAGAUCACAGCUUUUGAAGAGGAGAUCAAAGCUGUGAUUCCGAAGGAGGUGGAGGCAACAAGAGUGGCUUUUGAGAAGGGAUCGUCGACAAUAGGGAACAGGAUUAAGGAAUGCAGGUCUUAUCCUCUUUAUAGAUUUGUCAGGGAGGAGCUGGGCGCCUCCUUCCUCACCGGAGAGAAAGUGACUUCGCCGGGGGAGGAGUUCGACAAGGUGUUUGAGGCAAUUUCCAAGGGGAAGGCAAUUGAUCCCCUGUUCGAGUGCUUGAAGGAGUGGAAUGGUGCUCCUUUACCGAUCUGCUAGAUUCAGCGGCCAGCGGAGGAAAUUAUCACUAAAAAGAACUUUUUUUUUAAUUAUUAUUGGGACUUUUUGUGUGUUUUUAUUUGUUGUUUAUUACUUUAAUUACCUGUUGUUUAUGCUUAGCAGGCAUCCACGUUGAUGCAAGUUCCUGUGUACUUAAAAGAAUCCUGAAUAAAGUAUUGAUAUUAUUAAAUCAAAUAA